Messenger RNA from Trypanosoma brucei brucei TREU927, 1470 nucleotides. Its product is annotated as variant surface glycoprotein. The transcript has a single exon. The record is from RefSeq and is a predicted model, not a curated record. Bases 1 to 1470 code for a protein of 489 amino acids. NCBI's taxonomy places the organism in Eukaryota, Euglenozoa, Kinetoplastea, Trypanosomatida, Trypanosomatidae.
AUGGACUACAAAGACUGCUAUGGCUACUUAGCAGCACUGACCUUUGUAGUAUCUUUGUGCUCAGGCGCUCCACUAACAGACAACGACCCUGUAGCCGAGCAGAUAUCAGACCUGUGCAAAGAGAAGUUUUACGUGGAAACACUCAUCCAAAAUCUCAAGCAAAGAGUGCAAAGCACCGCGGCCUCAAUCAAAGACAUGGAGAAGCUGAAAGCAACAUGGGAAAAAGCAGCAGCCGCCACAUCUGAUGCCGCAAAAAAAUGCCUAUUCAGCGCACUGGAACACAAAGCCGAUGCGGAACUAUUGAGGGAACUGCCAAAGAUAGAAGAAGCAACAGAAGCGGUGACAACAGCUCAAAUAGCAUUGUCCGAGCAUGUGGGGAUGCUAGGAGCCACCAUAACUUUGGCAAAAACUAAGCUCGACAGCGGCAGCAGUAACCACGGCAACGCCGGCACAGGUUCAAUCAGAAUAGCACUCUCUAGAACAACCGCAACAACAGACCUCUGCAACGAACCCGCGACUAUAUCGGAUAUCAAACCUGGAGUGUCGGAAAUUCAACCAGACAAACUGUUCAAACUUAAACUAACCAAACCAACAGAUCUGCACAAGCACAUGUUCGUCGACUGGCUAACGAUCGGAGGACUAACGAGCUGCACGGCGCACACAUCUUACGACCAAAACUUCGACGCCGCCCUCAGUGGCUGCAACUACAAAACGGCAGCCACAGCGGAGGCUAAACAAGCCACAACCAAGCCGACCUACGGCACCACAGAGGUCACGCUAUUCAAAAAUAACGACCCAGAACAGCAAUGCGAAGUAACAGAUCUACCAGCUGGAGGAGCCGCAGACAAACACAAAAAACUACAACAUUCACUGUGCCGAGCGUUGCAAUUAGGCAAUGUCAACGGACGGUCGCUGCGACAACUAAACGGCGCGGCACUACAAAGUGACCAUGUUGUUGCCAACACAAUCAGAAACUGCGACCCAGUCUUCCAAAAACUAACGACAGCCACAGAUGGCGAAGGGACAACUGAGUUAAAAAAAUACAUCAAAGAAGCAUAUGGAAGCUCUGCAAGCGAGUUCGCUGAGAAGUUCAUUACAAACGCGGAAAAACUACAAAUGACGUUGCGCUUAAAUGAUAAAAUAGAAACAAAGGAUUUGAGUGCUGUUUCACCAGGUGAACAAACCGCAGCAGCUCUGAGUCAUAUACAGGGACUACAUAACAAAAGGGAACUUGAAGCAGGAAAAAAGAGUACAAGCGCUGCGGCGGUUGAUCCACAAAAAUCAGAGGACUGCAAGGGAGAAAAGGACGAAACUAAAUGCAACAAAAAAGAUGGGUGUGAAUUCAAAGACGGGGAGUGCUUAGCUAAAGUGACAACAGCAGCAGGGACAGAUGGUAAAACAAACACCACAGGAAGCAAUUCUUUUGUCAUUCAUAAGACCCCUCUUUUGCAUGUAUGUUUGCUGCUAUAA